CGCGUGACAUCACGCCUCGCGCACAGGAUAAAACGGAGCUCGCGGCUUUGGCUCUGCGCUUUUUUCUGCAGCUGGAGCAGGAUGCGGGGGGCGCAGGGGUCUCCUCUGAACCUUCUGUCCGCGGACACGGUGUCGCGAUGGGGAUCUGAGCUCUGAGGACUCUUCCAUGCGCAGCUUCCUCUUUUUUUUAUUAUUUGGAGACGCCUCACGCGUAAUUACGCGCAGUAAAAGCAGCGGCUGGUUGCGCGCGCGGACCUGCGUGGACAUGGAUCAGUGCGCGGCUGUGUACGUGCUGCUGCUGGGUCUGCUGACGCACGGGGGGGUCUGUCAGCACUUCUACCUCCUGCGGCCCAUCCCGAGCGACAGCCUGCCGCUGGUGGAUCUAAAGGAGGACCCGGAUCCGGUCUUUGACCCCAAGGAGCGGGACCUGAACGAGACGGAGCUGAGGAGCAUCCUGGGGGAGUUUGACCUGCGCUUUUUGUCCGCGUCCGUCCCCGCGGAGGACAGGUUCCCGGGGAACGACGAGCUGGACGCGUCCGACAGCCUGAGGGCGGGCGGCGGGAUGAUGCCCAAAGAGAUCCGCGCCGUGGACUUCGACGUCCAGGUGGGCAAGAAACAGAAACCCAGCAAGAAGCUGAAGCGGCGGCUGCAGCAGUGGCUGUGGGCCUACACCUCCUGCCCGGUUCUGUACAGCUGGACCGACCUGGGGAUCCGCUUCUGGCCGCGCCACGUGCGCGCGGCCAGCUGUCUGAGCAAGAGGUCGUGCUCCGUCCCGGAAGGGAUGGUCUGCAAACCCGCGAACUCGACCCACCUGACGCUGCUGAGGUGGAGGUGCGUGCAGAGGAAGGCGGGGCUGAAGUGCGCGUGGAUCCCGAUCCAGUACCCGCUCAUCACGGACUGUAAAUGCUCCUGCUCGAGUUAGAAACCUGACUGGAUCAAGUUAAAUUAUAAGCUCAGUGAUUUUAUUUCCCCACGUGCACUACAGGGUGUGAGAAUGUAUUUUCUGUAAAUGCAGUUUUUUUUAAUUCCUUCCUGUAAAAAGUCAGUAUUAUUUGUAACCAGAGUCUUUAUUUGUGCAGAUUAGUGGUUUUUAUAUAUUUUGUAUUUAUGAAGCUGCGCCACACGAAAUUUGAUCCUUUUUAUUUUGAUUCUUUUGAUGAUUCAAAGAUGAUUAAAGACGCAGACAUGUUCUGGUGAUGAGUUUUAUCCUGUAAAUAUAAGAAAUGUGCUAUUUAUUCUUUAUAUUCGUACAAUAAAAUGACUCUGAAAUGA
This is a messenger RNA of Austrofundulus limnaeus, 1272 nucleotides long. RefSeq names its product noggin. The coding region runs from base 167 to 922 and encodes 251 amino acids. The record is from RefSeq and is a predicted model, not a curated record. Gene Ontology annotation, biological process: negative regulation of cell differentiation; negative regulation of BMP signaling pathway; osteoblast differentiation. Lineage: Eukaryota; Metazoa; Chordata; Actinopteri; Cyprinodontiformes; Rivulidae. The transcript has a single exon.